UUCGAACGAUUUCGCACCGGAUGUCCAUCGUCCGACGUAUUCAACGCAGGUUCAAACAUCGUCCCGGCCAAAAUAAUGUGACCCGUUCGUCGCGAUCGUUUUCUUCCGCACACUGAGAAAAUCCAGCGAUGGCUCUCAUACCGAGAAUACUGUUCACGUGCUCGUUGCUCGUCCUGCCAAUCGAGAUCGUCUCGAUCGAACGAUCCGAUCGAUACGAGUCCGAUCACAAGCUACUUUGGCCAGUGUGGCCCGUGUUUCACGAGAAGGCGUCCCGCAGACACGAUCGGGACUCCAGCAGCUUUCAUCAGAGCGCGAACGCUUUGAACCGGGAUGCUGAAAGAUCGACCACGAUCGCACCGAUUACAGGAUCCGCGAGACAUCACGGAGAGCUACGGGUUCAUCAACAACGACCUGGCAACUCGAAACCGGAGAAACUUAGCGCGGUCGCGGUAGCCGAAUACGGUGGCACCAGGGCGAUUGCUUACGCUGGUUAUCAUAACAAUCAUCGCCAUCAGCCUAGGGAUGUCACGCAGAGCUACCAUAUCACCAGUACGCAGGCUACGUACACCAGGUAUCAUCCUGGGAGACGCGUCUGUACCAGAUCGGUUCCCAGCUCUACUGUUCAUCAUCAUCGAAACGGACAAAUUAGGUAUCUUAAUAUUCUUAAUAUUAAGACUGACUCGCCUUCCGUUUUCUUGUGCUGCCCAGGAUGGACGCAAGCAACUCAUUUAAGUUUUGGAUGCAAUAAACCUACCUGCCCAGUAACAUGCUUAAACGGAGGAAUAUGUACCUCCCCCGGCAGGUGCACGUGUCCCAAAGGAUUUACAGGCAACCAGUGCCAGACAGACGUCGACGAGUGCGUGACAGAGAAGCCCUGCGAUCAGCUCUGCAGAAACCUACCGGGAACCUACGAGUGCCACUGCAGACCCGGUUUUCAAUUGCAGAAAGACGGCCAGUCCUGUCGAAAAAAUGAAACCGAAGAUACCGCUUUUGAGGCUCGAGAUUUAGAAGAUGAUUUUCACGAAUCGACAACAACGAGGCGGCCAUCGAUUUCCUCGCAAGAUACUGAGAACGAGGUGGCCGACGGUGACCUCGAUCAGGACUACGAGAUUAUCCUGAAAAGGCUCACCAAGCUCGAAAAGCAAUUUGCAAAAGGAAGAAAGAGGGAGACAGACACCACAGAAAUGAGCGUCAAAGUUGCCUCCGUCGUUGAAAGCAUAAACGAGAUGAAAAGAGCCGUGGAAAAUAUGCACCACAUGCAACGAGAAAUAUACGAGAUGCGAAACAAACUGAGAGAAUACGAAUUGGAAACGAGGAAAAUGCAGCAUUUGACGAAUCGAGUGAUGGAACUGGAAAAUCGUCUGAGAUUACGUUGCAGAGCAACGAUGCCGAUAAACAGUGGCGCAUUAAAUUUUUAGUUAUAAAAACAUCAAAAUUCUAUAGGGCAUUGCCCAUAAAUGUAAUAUUUAUGUACGAAUACUUUUAUAAUACAUCAUACUAUCACUGCCAUCUUCAUAGCU
Megachile rotundata (alfalfa leafcutting bee) is the source of this 1520-nucleotide messenger RNA. It is a transcript of the gene slow, whose product is annotated as epidermal growth factor-like protein slowdown. NCBI's taxonomy places the organism in Eukaryota, Metazoa, Arthropoda, Insecta, Hymenoptera, Megachilidae. Gene Ontology annotation, biological process: anatomical structure development. Gene Ontology annotation, cellular component: cell surface; extracellular region. Gene Ontology annotation, molecular function: signaling receptor binding; calcium ion binding. The record is from RefSeq and is a predicted model, not a curated record.